This is a messenger RNA of Haliaeetus leucocephalus (bald eagle), 2953 nucleotides long. RefSeq names its product multiple inositol-polyphosphate phosphatase 1 (gene MINPP1). The transcript is spliced from 6 exons. Gene Ontology annotation, molecular function: acid phosphatase activity; inositol phosphate phosphatase activity. Bases 67 to 1236 code for a protein of 389 amino acids. The record is from RefSeq and is a predicted model, not a curated record. Lineage: Eukaryota; Metazoa; Chordata; Aves; Accipitriformes; Accipitridae.
GCGUCGCGCCGGGCAGGCGCCGCGCUCCCCUCCGCCGCCUUCCUCCUUCUGCCGCCGCUGCUAGCGAUGGCGAGCGCGGGGUUGAACGGCUACUUCGGCACCAAAUCCCGCUACGAGGAGGUGAACCCGCACCUGGUGGGGGACCCGCUGUCCCUGGGUCCCGCCGCGGCCGGGUCCGCCGCCGCCGACCUGGCCGCCUGGCAGAUGUGGUACGAGGAGAGCCUGGACGGGCGGCUGGCGCCGCAGGGCCGGCGCGACAUGGAGCACCUGGCCCGCCGCUUGGCCGCCCGCUUCCCCGCUCUCUUCGCCGCCCGCCGCCGCCUGGAGCUAGCCAGCAGCUCCAAGCACCGCUGCCUGCAGAGCAGCGCCGCGUUCCGCCGCGGGCUCGGGCCUUCCCUCAGCCUCGGCAGCGACGAGGUGGAGGUGGAAGUUAAUGACUCCUUGAUGCGGUUUUUUGAUCACUGCGCCAAGUUUGUAGCCUUGGUGGAAGAGAACGACACGGCGAUGUGCCAGGUGAAUGCCUUCAAAGAGGGGCCGGAGAUGAGGAAGGUCUUGGAGAAGGUGGCGAGUGCCUUGUGUUUGCCGGUGGAGGAGCUAAACGCAGAUCUUGUUCAAGUGGCUUUUCUCACCUGUUCAUACGAGUUGGCUAUAAAAAAUGUGACCUCCCCAUGGUGUUCACUCUUCAGUGAAGAAGAUGCCAAGGUACUGGAAUACCUGAAUGACCUGAAGCAAUACUGGAAGAGAGGAUAUGGCUAUGACAUCAAUAGUCGCUCCAGCUGCAUUUUAUUCCAAGAUAUCUUCCAGCAUUUGGACAAAGCGGUGGAAGAGAGCAAAAGUUCAAAACCCAUUUCUUCACCUUUGAUUGUACAAGUUGGACAUGCAGAGACCCUUCAGCCGCUGCUUGCCCUUAUGGGUUUCUUCAAAGAUAAUGAGCCUCUAAAGGCAAACAACUAUGUCAGACAAACGCAUCGGAAAUUUCGCAGUGGACGGAUUGUGCCUUAUGCAGCCAACCUGGUAUUUGUGCUUUACCACUGUGAUCAAGUGAAAACCUCUAAAGAAGAGUAUCAAGUGCAGAUGCUGCUGAAUGAAAAACUGAUGCCGUUUCAUCAUUCAAAUGAAACUAUCUCUACUUAUGCAGACCUCAAGGACUAUUACAAGGACAUCCUGGAAAACUGCCACUUCCAAGAAGAGUGUGAAUUACCAAAAGUUAAUAUUACUGCUAUUGAUGAACUUUGAGGGAAUGAAGUGGAGUGGGUGUUCUGCAAAUUGAUCUCAGUUCUAUUCGACAGACAUUGUGAACAAGCACUUUUGAUGAUUGCUGCUGCUGUGUUGACUUUCUAAACUUGCAGAUUUGAUGGCGUUGUCUCAGUUAGCUCAAUGCACUGUUUGCUUAUUACAUAAGGAGAAUUACAAAUGCUGUAACAGGGACAUUGCUGAGCAUUUGUAACAAACACAUGAUGCAAGAUGAAGCGUACCUGUAUUGUUUAUAUGUAUGAAUAAGUAAUUUCAUUGGUCACUUGUCUUACAAAUGUGCUGUAGAUGGAUUUAAGAGCUGGGGCAACUUCUCUUUUAUCAGAGCUGAAGGUGUUUGGACUGAUUCAGUAUUGUUUUGCACUGCCUGUUUUGCUAGCUACUCUUUUCCUGUGGCAGGCAUGAAAUAAUUCAAAACUGUGAGCUUUUUUGUUCCUUUUCCUGAGCUUCUAGGAGGGAGAGGGUACAUAGUCCUUCUCCACAGCUGCCCAACUUCUUCCUGGACAGCACCAUGGCAACAUCUUUUUCUUGGGCAUUUAAAGCAGAAGGAGUUGCAGUGUUCCUGCAUGCAUUAUCUACCUGAAAAGGGUCCAGGACUUAAAAGUCUUAGUCAUCAUCAACCCAUCCCGCAUAGCAAGUUAGCCUCCAGGGUAAGUAAAUUACCUUUAAAAAAAAGUAAAAAAAAAAAAAAAAAAAAAGUGAGGGAGUGGGAAGUAGUUAGUCUUCUUUUAAGGUGCUCUGGGAGAUGCAGCAGUUGUUCUCUAGGUAAUCUGGUGUGUCCUUUCACUUGACACCAUCAAUUUCUUGUGUUAAAUGUUUGGGCUGGAGCAUUCAGGUUAGGCUCUACUGUGGCUAUGAACAUCGUGGCCCUGUCUGGGUGCUGAUACUUUUCCUAGCAGCUCUGGUUGGAAGGGACCUCUGGAGGUCUCCAGUCCAGCCUCCUGCUUGAAAAGUGAUUGUUGCUAAUCUUAAAUCCUGGCAGGUUUUGGACUAUAAAAAGUAUCUGGUUGAGACUUGACUUCUGCCAGCUUUAAGGCACCAAACAUGGUAUCACUUAUGUAGGCCUUAUACAUUGAAUGUGCCACCUUGUUCUUGAAAUGAAGCUGCUUUUAAAGAAACUAAUUGUAUACAAGUACUGAUGAUCUUUUAAAGCAGCUGCACUUGAAAUAGGUUCACUCGCUACUGAAAGUUGGGAAAUAUUUUAGAACUCUGCAGUGUGGCAGAAAAAGGAAAAAUGAAGGUAAUUGUCCAGAAAUGUCUGAAAUGCAGUCAGGUAAAAAUUCCUUCAUCCACAAGAAGGGAAUGGCUGUAUGAACAAGUUGCCCCAAAGCAAAUGAGAGUGUGGAUUUAUGGUGCUGGUAGCUCUUGAACUGUAUACUCACACCCUGUAAUGAGUGUUCCAGAGCUCACCCCAUAAAGUGAGGUGUAGUUUGCUGUGUUUACUGAGGAAGGGGUGAAAAGUUGGUUUAAGUGGUUACCACAGGGUAUCAGGUGUGCUAUAAACAUUUAUACCCUCCUUUGCUGCAGGGUGUCUUCUUUUCGUAGGCUCACCUUCAGAACUGGGAACUUAACUGCUGCAAAAACAGGAAAGAGAAAGCCAAACUGGCUCAAUGUUGAGGAGUUAAACUUGGUGUAUAAUUUUUUAAAUUUUUCUUGAGGACUUAGGCUUCUGUCACUUUUAUACAAGCCAUAUUAAAAAAAA